CGAAAUUGAAAGUUAACUCAGGACGAAAUGGAGUCCGUCUGAAUCUAUCGCUGUUCUGUUUUAUAAAAACCUUCUAUAAGCAGUUCAGUGCUUUAAAAGCCGUUUUAAGUGGACCGGGUCGAACCGGAUCAGCUCGUCUCCUCCUGUCUGUUCAGGUCGUGUGGUUAUAACAUGUUGGGAGAAUCGGAGCCACAAUGGAUGUCAGAGGAGGUGAAAACAGGGACAACUAUAAUCGCCAUAGAGUAUGAUGGUGGGGUCGUGUUGGGGUCUGACUCCAGAGUGUCUGCAGGGGAGUCCAUCGUGAACAGAGUGAUGAACAAACUGUCUCCUCUUCAUGAUAAGAUCUACUGUGCUCUGUCAGGGUCUGCAGCUGAUGCUCAGACCAUCGCUGAGAUGGUCAACUACCAGCUGGAUGUUCACAGUAUUGAAAUAGGCGAGGACCCUCAGGUUUGCUCAGCAGCCACUCUGGUCAGGAACAUCUCAUAUAAAUACAAAGAGGAGCUGUCUGCACAUCUUAUUGUAGCCGGCUGGGACAGAAGAGCUGGAGGACAGGUGUUUGCGACCCUGAAAGGCCUCCUGACCAGGCAGCCGUUUGCUGUUGGAGGUUCAGGCAGUUCUUAUGUUUAUGGGUUUGUUGAUGCUGAGUAUCGCAAAGGAAUGAACAAAGAGGAGUGCCAGCAGUUUGUGGUCAACACUCUUUCUUUGGCAAUGAACCGUGAUGGCUCCAGUGGGGGCGUGGCCUAUCUGGUGACCAUAGAUGAACACAGCACAGAAGAGAAGGUCAUCCUGGGAAAUGACUUACCAAAGUUCUUUGAUCUGUGACAUUUUGUGAUUUAUAAGUGUGGCUGUGUUCACUUCAGCUUGUGAGCUGUAAACUUUGGACAAUAACAUUCAUUCUAAUAAAAUGUGGAAAAUUAA
Molecule: messenger RNA, 918 nt
Organism: Austrofundulus limnaeus
Lineage: Eukaryota; Metazoa; Chordata; Actinopteri; Cyprinodontiformes; Rivulidae
Gene: psmb9a
Product: proteasome 20S subunit beta 9a
Exons: 6
Coding region: 172-822 (216 amino acids)
Cellular component (GO): cytoplasm; proteasome core complex
Molecular function (GO): threonine-type endopeptidase activity
Source: RefSeq, a predicted model, not a curated record